GGAGACGUGCCUCAAGCAUCCCUGCGAGACACAUACUACCCUGAACUCCCCUGUGCAGUACAGUGCCCAAUCAGGAUCAUCUCAUGCAGUUAUGGCGGGGAGGGAUGCAAAUACCCAACAGCAGCCGAGAAUGCCAACCCGGCAGACUACAUCCCUGCAAACGAAAUCCCCGUCUCUUGGCAACCUGCCCCCAAGGCAUCUCCAACUUCAUCUGCUACAGCGAUGCCACAAACCAGACCUGCGUUGCUGCUUAUUAGCACUUUGGAUGCUUCAAUCUCAGCCCCUUGCCGGCUGGGAACCGGUACACUAGUGAGCAGCACGCCCACGCUUGACUUGAACUUGCUUGGAUCUGGCAUGUUUUACAAGGGCUACAGCACCCGCAUGUAGUAGUAUUGACAGGCAGCUUGUCUAGAGAUGCUUUUGCCUCUGGAAGAGACAUCUUUCAGAUUACUCUAUGAAGGAGGUUUUAUAUAAGUACAAGGGGCAAAGGACCCCUGUAGGAGGGCAUGUGAUUGUAUAGGAACGCUUCAAAAUAGGUAGGAGAGAGCAGGAGUGUCUGGCUUACCGGGCAGCUUUGCACGCGCCGGUGAGUUGCCGAGUCCCUGAGGGCCAGCAGGCUUUCUCUUGCUCUGUAAAAAUACAGUGUACAGCCUUACAUGCCCGCAUUUUGCCAGGCGCCCAUUGGUGCCCAUGGUCUGCAGAUGAUACUGCUGGUCAAGUUUGUGAGUACUGCUUUUAUUUUGCAACUUGCAACUCAAUGCUGCAGAGCUGCCUCCACAUUUGCUGCCUUCUGGAUGUUGAAGUUCAGUGAAUUGAAGAAAUGUUGUAUCAAAAGGUUGAAGUUUUCUGGUCUUCCUGCAAGGGUCACUGACAUGGCAUGUGGAGUUGCCUCUAUCUUGAUAUUAAGACAGGCCUGGUGAUGGUGUUCAUCUGGAUUUCAAUUGUGGCUGAUGUGGCGGUUGCAUUGCUUUGAGAUUAGAAAUGUAGUCCCUGACUUUGUGAACACAUUGAUCAUCAGUGGAGGGGCAUGAUCCCUUCCUUCUGUCAGACAACUACACAGAUGUAACGUGCCAUUGCAUA
Messenger RNA from Coccomyxa subellipsoidea C-169, 1080 nucleotides. RefSeq lists its product as hypothetical. The record is from RefSeq and is a predicted model, not a curated record. The coding region runs from base 657 to 920 and encodes 87 amino acids. The transcript is spliced from 2 exons. Lineage: Eukaryota; Viridiplantae; Chlorophyta; Trebouxiophyceae; Coccomyxaceae.